Messenger RNA from Ogataea philodendri, 1791 nucleotides. RefSeq lists its product as uncharacterized. The record is from RefSeq and is a predicted model, not a curated record. Gene Ontology annotation, molecular function: RNA binding; 3'-5'-RNA exonuclease activity. NCBI's taxonomy places the organism in Eukaryota, Fungi, Ascomycota, Pichiomycetes, Pichiales, Pichiaceae. Bases 1 to 1791 code for a protein of 596 amino acids. The transcript has a single exon.
AUGACAGUGCAACCAAGCCCUUCGGCGUUCGUUGUGCUCCAUAUAACCACCACUUGCGAUGAACAGCAUUCCUCCAGAGAUCCUGGCGAGAUUUUGGAGGUUGCCUGGUCUGCGGUGGACUCUGAAUCUUUGGACGAAAUAAUAUCCAACUCCUCGCUCGUCAAGCCCCUUAGUUCGCCCGUGACUUCGUAUUGCACCUCGCAGACGUCUCUCACGUGGGACAGUGUGAAAAAUGCUCCGUCCUUAAAAGAGUGUCUCAGUUUGCUCGAACAAGACAUUGAAGAACACCUCGUUUCUCAAGAUAUCUCGUUCACCUUUGUGGUCUUCAACAGCUGGGAUCUGCGAAUGAGACUCCCAAAAGAGACCAGAGAAAAAGGCAUUCAGCUACCAGCGUAUCUGGAACGUUCGAGACAUUUCGACCUGAAGAAGGAGUACAUCAAAAACCAACAGUACAUUUCUUUGGAUCCUGAACAGUACCUUGGUUUGAACUUGACACAAAUUUGCACCUCUUUGGGGAUUGAGGUUGCAGAUAUCCAACCGGUGAACGAGUCGUAUGGCCAGUCGUUGAGCUUGGCAAUGCCUCGUCGAGCAGGCGACGAAGUGCGAUUGCUCCUGAAACUCAUAGAUUAUCUUCAGAAAAACUCCCCAGCAGCAGCAAACGUUCUCCAGUCUCCCCACGAUAUGGCUUUGGAUCUGGAGCAUUUUGACCUGGAGAAGUCCAGAGUCCUCUAUAUGAGCAACCUGCCACUCGACACCACACAGAGCAGCCUGGAAACAUGGUUCACCCAAUAUGGUGGCAGACCCAUGGCUUUUUGGUCUAUCAAGUCUCCUGUCUCGGACACCCAAAACAGCAGCCGUGCUGGAUCGGUCACCAGUGCUAGCAGCCGUAGCAACAGCGUCGGAUCGCAGUCUUCGAGUUCGAAAUCGACAUGCACUGGGUUUGUGGUGUUUUCUUCCCAUGAAGACGCGCGUGACUCUUUGGCUAUGACCGGAAGGGUUUUCAACGACAAAAUCAUCGAGGUCCAGCCAUCGUCAGCUUCGAUUCUAGAUAAGGCGCAGGAGAUCUUGGCACCGUUCCCUUCGUCUAAAAACAGACCUCGGCCCGGCGAUUGGAACUGCCCGUCCUGCGGGUUCUCUAAUUUCCAAAGACGAACUGCAUGUUUCCGGUGCUCUUUCCCAGCCGCCUCUGCUGCUGCGGUCCAGGAGUCGCUCAACAGCAAUCAUUACCAUAACAGACAAAACAACGCCAACGGGACGUCCAACGUGUUUUUUAGAGCAGGUGAUUGGAUCUGCCCCCUUGAAAGCUGCUCGUAUCAUAAUUUUGCCAAGAACGUUACCUGCCUCAAAUGUGGGGCUCCAAAAUUAUCCGCAAAUACACAUUCAGGCUACAAUUAUCACCAGGAUGCAUACAAUGCGAACUUAAUGCAGAGAAGACCGGUGACUUCGUCACAAUACCAUACAAACCUUAGACCGCUUUCUGCCGGUUCUGACACCUCUGCACCAGGCGCGGGGGCCCUGUACCACCAAAUGCAGUAUGGUCUGCCUAGUGCCGGUAGCAAACCUGGCUCGCAGCCGGGAUCGAGUUCGAACACCCCGUUGUUCCAGCCAAUGCUGUCUCAAGGAGCAUCUCAAGCAUUUACGGGGACUUUACACAAUUUCCAAGGUCUUUCUUCCAGAAUCAGCGGACUCAGCCUAAAUCCGCAGCCAAUUCUGCAAAACCACACAGAGUCGCAUCCACUGUACCAUUCCGGUUCUGUUCCGCUGAAUCUAGACCUGGAUCUCUCGAAAUAA